AGGGAAUUCUUUGAGGCUUCUGGUUGGCCAAAAGAGCGUGUCAAGCCCAUUUUCCGUCUCAUGCACGCUCUAACCAACUCUGGCCGCACCUCCCAUUGAAGAAAACUGCUCAUUAUCCAUUGGAUUUUAGAGUCAGUUUGGUCACGUGAUCGACGUGGUCACGUGUUGGUUGACGCGUGUACGUGUACUUUGUUUCCGUCUUUCGGUCGGAAUCUCUCCGGUGGCCGUGUCAAAAGUUGCGUUUGAUCAUCGCUGCUGUCUUGGAGCUUUCGUAGCAGGCGUAACAGUUUUUGCAAUGGCACUCGCGCAUAGCCUAGAAGAUCGCGUACGAGAACUGGAAGCCGAAAUCGCCCGGCUAAAAUGGGCGGAAGGGUCCAAUCCGCGUGGGAAGAUUUCCCAAAUGAGCUCCGAAGUGGUGGAUUCAAACCCCUACAGCCGCUUGAUGGCUUUAAAGCGCAUGGGAAUUGUAGAAAAUUAUGAGGCUAUCAGAACAUACACCAUAGCUGUUGUGGGAGUUGGUGGCGUAGGCAGUGUCACUGCCGAAAUGCUCACGAGGUGCGGAAUUGGAAAGCUGAUCUUGUUUGACUACGACAAGGUAGAACUUGCGAACAUGAAUCGGCUAUUCUUCCAGCCUCACCAAGCAGGCAUGAGCAAGGUGGAAGCAGCUGCAAAGACUCUGGAGUUUAUUAAUCCGGACGUCACCUUCGAGACAUACAACUACAACAUUACUACUGUGGAAAAUUUCCAGCACUUUAUGGAUACCAUUAGAACGGGCAACUUGCAAGGUGGGCCAGUGGACCUUGUGCUCAGCUGCGUCGACAACUUCGAAGCACGCAUGGCUAUCAACACUGCUUGCAACGAGCUUGACCAAGUCUGGAUGGAGUCUGGAGUCAGUGAAAAUGCUGUGUCCGGCCACAUACAGCUGGUCAUCCCCGGAGAAACUGCUUGCUUUGCGUGUGCUCCUCCCCUGGUAGUGGCUUCGAACAUUGACGAAAAGACACUGAAGCGUGAAGGAGUUUGUGCAGCUAGCCUCCCUACAACAAUGGGCAUUGUCGCAGGGUUUCUGGUACAGAACACACUCAAGUACCUCUUAAAAUUUGGCACUGUCUCCCACUACCUGGGCUACAAUGCACUGCAAGACUUUUUCCCAACAAUGCAGAUGAAACCAAACAGCCAGUGUGAUGACAGUUUCUGCCGACGUCGCCAAAAAGAAUUUCAGGAGCGAGAGGCAGCGAAGCCAAAACAAGAGGCUAAAGAAGAAGAAAAAGAGGAAAUAAUUCACGAAGAAAACGAAUGGGGGAUCUGCCUGGUAUCAGAGACACCGGAGGAAGACGGCAAAAGGGACACCCCUGAAGCUACUGUCCCCGGUCUUGUGUCUGGAGUGCGACUGGCUUACACCGUGCCUGCACCACAGCAGAUUGAAGACGAGGAACCGACAACCGGCACAGAACAGUCUCUCGAAGAACUCAUGGCCCAAAUGAAGUCCUUGUAAAAUGCGCCUAGAUAAAUCUUUUAUUUGAGCACACAA
Ixodes scapularis (black-legged tick) is the source of this 1528-nucleotide messenger RNA. It is a transcript of the gene Uba5, whose product is annotated as ubiquitin-like modifier-activating enzyme 5. Gene Ontology annotation, molecular function: UFM1 activating enzyme activity. The record is from RefSeq and is a predicted model, not a curated record. Gene Ontology annotation, biological process: protein ufmylation. The coding region runs from base 296 to 1492 and encodes 398 amino acids. Gene Ontology annotation, cellular component: cytoplasm; cytosol. Lineage: Eukaryota; Metazoa; Arthropoda; Arachnida; Ixodida; Ixodidae. The transcript has 12 exons.